Molecule: messenger RNA, 1650 nt
Organism: Metschnikowia bicuspidata var. bicuspidata NRRL YB-4993
Lineage: Eukaryota; Fungi; Ascomycota; Pichiomycetes; Serinales; Metschnikowiaceae
Gene: SSZ1
Product: Ssz1p
Exons: 1
Coding region: 1-1650 (549 amino acids)
Biological process (GO): 'de novo' cotranslational protein folding; regulation of translational fidelity; cytoplasmic translation
Cellular component (GO): cytoplasm
Molecular function (GO): ATP-dependent protein folding chaperone; misfolded protein binding; ATP binding
Source: RefSeq, a predicted model, not a curated record
AUGUCCAGUGUCAUUGGAAUCACGUUUGGAAACACGUCGUCGUCCAUUGCGGUCGCCACGCAGGACGGAAAGGUCGAUGUCAUCGCCAACCCCGACGGCGACAGAGCCAUCCCAUCGGUGCUUUCAUACAUCGGCACCGACGAGUACCACGGCGCCCAGGCGCAGGCGCAAUUGGUCAGAAACGCGGCCAACACCAUCGUCAACUUCCGCGACUUUCUCGGGAAAAAAUACGCCGAGAUCGACGCCUCUGUGGCCGCCCACGGCGCCACGCCCAUCGAGACUGCCAACGGCGGCGUGGGGUACAAAAUCACCCGUGAGAACGGCGAGAUCGAGGAGGUUUCCGUGGAGGAGGCCACCACCAGACACUUCAAGCAGUUGAAGCUUGCCGCCGAGGACUACUUGGGCAAGGAGGUGGUCAACGUGGUGUUGACCGUGCCCACGGACUUCUCCGAGCACCAGAAACAGGUGUUGGUGGCCGCGGUUGCCGCUGCAGGCAUGGCCGUGGUGCAGGAGAUCCACGAGCCCUCCGCGGCGUUGUUGGCGCAUUUGACGGCCUACUCCAUCGCGUCCGGCGAGGACCGCAUGUUGCAGGACAAGCUCUAUGUGGUGGCGGACUUUGGCGGGAUCCGGUCCGACGCGGCCGUGAUCUCCGUGCGCGGCGGCAUCAUGACCAUCUUGGCCACAGCGCACGAGAAGAAGUUGGGUGGCGACGACUUGGACGCCGCCAUCCUGGAGUACUUUGCCAAGGAGUUCGAGAAGAAGUUCAAGGCCAACCCCCGGCUGAACGCGCGCUCGUUGGCCAAGUUGAAGGCCGAGUCCAUCGUGGCCAAGAAGACGUUGUCCAAUGUGCAGUCGUCGUCGUUUUCCGUGGAGUCGUUGGCCGAGGGCUACGACUUCCUUGCCAACAUCAACCGCAUGAGAUUCGAGUUGGCCGCCAGAAAGCCGUUGAGCGACAUGACCGCGUUUGUCGAGAAGGUCUUGGCCAAGGCCGGCCUCGACAGCUUGUACAUCGACGAGGUCUUGCUUGCCGGCGGCUGUGCCAACGUGGUCAAGUUGGCCCAGAACGUGCAGUUCGUGUUCCCCGAGUCCACCACUGUCAUUGCGCCUUCCUUGGACCCCAAGGCCACCAACCCGGAGGAGUUGUCCACCAAGGGUGCUGCCUUGCAGGCCGCGUUGGUGGAGGGCUUCGACGCUGACGAGAUCAAGGAGUCCUUGCAGCCCGUGGUAGUGAACACGCAGCACUUGCAGGCGCCCAUCGGCAUCAAGGACGCCGAGGGCGCUUUCCAGCCGCUCUUGGUCGCGGAGACCGCGUACCCCAUCAAGAAGGCGAUCCAGGUCACCAACGGCCAGGCCGCGGACGUGGUGGUGGAGUUGUACGAGGGCAAGAGAACCAUCAAGGAGACGGUGGUGGAGCGCGAGCCUUCUUCGGACGACGACUCCGAGGACGAGUCGGACGACGAGCCUGAGAUCAGGAAGGAGGUCGUGUACGUGGCCGGCGAGUUGUUGGCCAAGUUGGCCUUGACCGACUUGAAGCCCGACUCCAACUUGGAGGUCAUUGUCAACAUCACGCAGAACGGCACGUUGCACUUGACCGGCAGAGAGUUGAAGCACGGCGGUGCUGUUGUGAAGGGCGAGGUCAAGGGCCAUUAG